GUGCUGGGGCAGCUCUCGCGCGAGCACAUGGAGAUGUUCCUGAGGAACCCGCGGUUCCUGGGCAUCCAGUACCCCGACGUCAGCCGGCCGGAGACGCUGGAGAAGCGGUACGUGCACAAGAUGAAGCACCCGCAGAUGCAGCUGCUCAAGGCCGUGCUGCAGAUGGAGCCGCGGAAGCGUUUGCCGGCCCGGGAUGCGCUCCGUGCCCCGUGGUUCGAGGGCAUCAAGCUGCCCCGUUCCCUGCGGCCGCCGUCGCAGUCCCAGUCGCAGGGGACGAGGACGAGGCCCGAGUCCAGCAGCUCGGUGGCGGCCGAGCGGAGCCUCGGUGCGAAGGAGGCGCCGACGCCGCAGGCGCCCCCCGGCGGCCGCCACAGCAGCGCCGGCGGCGGACACCAGUUCUCCGUGCAGCAGGAGGCCGCCCACGCCGCCGCUGGCGACCCGCCGCCCUCGUCGCCGGGGCCGCCGUGGCAGCAGCACCAGCGGCAGCAGCAGCACGACCACCGCGCGGCGUACGGCGCCGGGCAGGAGGCCAGCCACCAGGACCACGCCGUGGAGCCGCCGAGGCAGGCACCGCGCGAGGACUCGCGCGGGCUGCACGAGGAACGGUCCAUGCGCGAGGAGCUCCUCCGGAGCCUGGACCCCCGGCGCCUCGACGAGCCGCGGCGCCGCAGCCCCCUCCGCGACGAGCCCCGGGCGGCGCCCGCGCGGGAGGAGCCGCCGAGGGCGCGAGGCGACGACCGCGGCCCCCCUGGCGGACGCCAGCAGGACCUGCUUCGCGAGAACCUCGCCGGCGGCCAGCCGUACGCGCGAGAGCCGGGCACGCCGCAGCAGCAGCCGCCGCAGCACCACGGCGGCGGCCGCUUCGCCGGCGGCGGCAACCCCUACGUGCUGCCCUGGGAGGACAGGGGCGGGCACAGCAGCGGGCUCGACGAGAGCAGCCUGCCCCCGGACUACUCGUCCGCGUCGCUGCAGGGCGGCGACGGGGACGACAAGGGCGCGCGCGCGCGCCCGCCUCCGCCCGGCGUGACCGGCGAGGCUCCCGGGCCCCCCGUGCUCGCCGACUGGGACGCCGGCGGGCGGCUCGCCGCAGACAGGGGCACGCCCGGCGCCGCCGACCGCGGCGGGGCCGCC
Messenger RNA from Prorocentrum cordatum, 1131 nucleotides. The record is from the annotation of a GenBank genome assembly. NCBI's taxonomy places the organism in Eukaryota, Dinophyceae, Prorocentrales, Prorocentraceae.